Messenger RNA from Penicillium robsamsonii, 750 nucleotides. Its product is annotated as RraA family protein. The transcript is spliced from 5 exons. Bases 1 to 750 code for a protein of 249 amino acids. Lineage: Eukaryota; Fungi; Ascomycota; Eurotiomycetes; Eurotiales; Aspergillaceae. The record is from RefSeq and is a predicted model, not a curated record.
AUGGCUACGCUAAACGAGCAACUCGCGACAUUGAUCGAGAACUAUUCGCCCUGCGAUGUAUCAGACGCCCUCAUCAAGCUGCAAAAGACUACCGAGGGCAGCACGGCAAGAGCAGGCUACCUUGCAGAUCUAGUGCCAUUCUCUCCCACGAUAGGGCGGAAUGAAACAAUGCCCAAGAUUGCAGCACCGGCCACAACAUUCAAAUUUCUGGCCAAAGAUGCCAGCCCACCAUCAAUCGCGACAGAAAAUACCCAGAAGCACGGUUUUUCGCCGGGUAGGCACUGGGUAGACCACGUCGGCGAAUUCCAAUCGUCAGAUCCUUCUGGCGCUGGAUCCAUCGUCGUUAUUGAGCAGCCUGGGGACCAGUACUGCGCUGUGACGGGUGGGAUCAUGGCGACCCGUAUGAAAGCCUUCGGUAUCAAAGCCACGGUUGUGGGUGGCCGUGUCAGGGAUUUAAGGGAGUUGCAGGCUACUGGGCUUCCGAUCUGGGCUCGUGCUACUUCUACGGUUGGCACCAGUGCAGAGGCCAAGGCUGGUGCUCGUGAUGUGCCAAUCUCGAUUGGGGGUGUUACUGUUUCUCCUGGAGACAUCAUCUUCUGUGAUCCCUUGGAAGGAGUAGUGGCUAUUCCUCGCGAGCUGCUCGGCCAGGUACUUGAGCUCAUGCCUAAACUAACUACAAUGGAUAGCAACGCCAAGGAUGCCGUUGCGCAGGGAAUGAGCGUCACUGAUGCUUUCAAGAAAUUCCGCUGA